CACCUAUUAUGGGCUCUAAUGCAAUUUAAUUAUGAAUUAAUAGAGAUCCAACGUAAUUUUCAGAUACGAAAGAUAAGGUUGGGCAAGAUGUUCUACGAAUUCCUGAAUUGGAAGAGAUUUUGAAGCUUAUGGUGGCUGAAUGCGCUGGUUUGCCAUUGGCCAUUGUUGUCAUUGCAGGGAGCAUGAGAGGACUAGAAGAAAUUUCUGACUGGAGAAAUGCAUUACGUGAAUUGCGUCAAUGUGUGGUGGACACAGAGAAAGAUUCAGAAGAUGAGAUAUUUAAUCGUUUGAAGUUCAGUUAUGACCGUCUACCAAAAAAUUCAAGCAUCAAAGAGUGUUUCUUAUAUUGCUCAUUGUAUCCGGAAGAUUGGAAUAUUAGAAGAAAAGAUCUAAUUGAAAACUGGAUUUGUGAGGGAACUGUUCAAAAAUUAGGAAGCAGAGGAGAAAUGCAUGAUAAAGGAAAUACUAUUUUAAAUAGGCUUUUAAACUGUUGUUUGUUAGAGGAAGCCUAUGAUAAGGCGUGUGUUAAGAUGCAUGAUGUUGUGAGGGAUAUGGCAUUGCGCAUCAAGAGCACAGGUCCUGGUUGGUUUAUGGUAAAAGCUGGAAUGAGAUUGACAGAGAUACCGAAUGAGGAUGAAUGGAAUGGAGAUCUAAACAAGGUCUCCCUCAUGAAAAAUGAAAUAUCAUAUAUCCCUCAAAAUAUGUCCCCCAAAUGCUUGAUGCUCUCAACCUUGAUUUUGGAGGGUAAUAACGGAUUGAGACAAAUUUCAGAGUGUUUUCUUGCUAACAUGCCCCAGCUGAAGUUUCUUGAUCUUUCUAGAACUGGCAUUGAGGUUCUACCUAAUUCCAUAUGUAACUUGGAAUAUCUCACUGCACUGAUCCUCCGUAAAUGUUGUUGUUUAAAGCACAUGCCUUCCUUGUCAAAGCUUAAAGCACUGAAGAAGUUGGAUUUGGAGGGAGCGGGCCUUCAUGAGACUCCUGAAGGCAUUGAAAUGUUAGAAAAUCUGGAAUAUCUUGAUUUAUCUUGUCCCAACUUGACGGAGCUACCAAGAGGAAAAAUCAGUAAGCUCUUCCGCCUCCAAUACCUACGUAAACAUCGGAUUUUUGCAACUGAAAUAGGAGGAAAAGAAGUAGCAGGAUUGAAGAUGCUGGAAUGGUUUGAAGGUACAUUUGAUUGGCUGAAAGACUACAGCAGUUUUGUUAGCAAGUUGAACCAUUUUGGAAGACCUAGUCAUUACUCUAUUAAUGUGGGAACCGCAAUCCACAUGGAGGGGUAUUUUUUGAAGUUCAACAAUAAUGAUCUUCCUAAACAGGUAAUUCUAAUCGGAUACCAGAUGGAAGAAGGAGAUGAGUUUGUCCUUCCAAAUGACCUUCAGGAUUUGACGAUUCAAAGGUGCAAAAUGGCCAGUGAUAUUUCUAUUUUUCAGAGAGAUUUUACUCAAUUGCGAACAUGUGCUUUGAAAUACUGCCAAGGGAUAGUGUGUGUGGUCUCUUUGUCAUCAUCUUCAUCUACUUCCUUGACAGUUAUGAAUAACCUUGAAGUACUAACUCUUAAGGGUUUGCCUGACUUGCGGAAUGUUGUGAAAGUGGAAAAAACAAGAGCAUCGCUUGCACCGACAAUAUGCCCUCACAUCUUUUCCAAUCUUAAACAGCUGAGGGUAUUCGAUUGUCCAAAAUUGAAGAAGCUUUUUCCAUGUGAGCUGCUGCAGGGUCAGGGCCUCCAAAACUUGGAGCUGAUUAAGGUGAAUCGGUGUGGGGGGAUGGAGGAAAUAAUAGGAUGGGAAGAAGAAGAGGAAGGGGAUGUUGUGAAAGUGGAAAAAACAAGAGCAUCGCUUGCACCAACAAUAUGCCCUCACAUCUUUUCCAAUCUUAAACAGCUGAGGGUAUCCGAUUGUCCAAAAUUGAAGAAGCUUUUUCCAUGUGAGCUGCUGCAGGGUCAGGGCCUCCAAAACUUGGAGCUGAUUGAGGUGAAUCGGUGUGGGGGGAUGGAGGAAAUAAUAGGAUGGGAAGAAGAAGAGAAAGGGGAUGCUGUGAAAGUGGAAAAAACAAGAGCAUCGCUUGCACCAACAAUAUGCCCUCACAUCUUUCCCAAUCUUAAACAGCUGAUGGUAUACAAUUGUUCAAAAUUGAAGAAGCUUUUUCCAUGUGAGCUGCUGCAGGGUCAGGGCCUCCAAAACUUGGAGCUGAUUGACGUGAAAAAUUGUUGCGAGAUAGAGGAAAUAAUAGGAUGGGAAGAAGAAGAGGAAGGGGAUGUUGUGGAAGUGGAAAAAACAAGAGCAUCGCUUGCACCAACAAUAUCCCCUCACAUCUUUUCCAAUCUUAAACAGCUGAGGGUAUACUAUUGUUCAAAAUUGAAGAAGCUUUUUCCAUGUGAGCUGCUGCAGGGUCAGGGCCUCCAAAACUUGGAGCUGAUUGAGGUGAAUCAUUGUGGGGGGAUGGAGGAAAUAAUAGGAUGGGAAGAAGAAGAGGAAGGAAAUCAAACCACUACUCCAAUACUAAUCACUCUUCCAAAAUUAAGGAAAUUGGAGUUGCGAUUCCUAGGAGAAUUGAAGAGAAUCUGCCCCGAAAGAGGAGUAAUGGUUUGUGAAUCUCUCAAUAGCAUCCAUAUAGAUACCUGUGCGAAGGUAAAGAGGAUUCCCCUUUGUCUUGGAAGGGAAAACGCGCAACCAUCUCUUCCUGCUGUCAAAUCUAUCUAUAUUUUCAAUCCAAUAGAAUGGUGGGAAUCGUUGGAGUGGGAGAAUCCUGACGAUAAGAUUGUCCUCCUACCUUUCCUCACAUAUUAUGAGCGCGGGUAAGUCUCAUUAGUCUCCCUUUUUCCAACACUUGCAUUCCAUUCUCUCCUCUCUAGUAUUUCAUAAAUAAAUGUUUCUAUCUCUUGUUUCUAAAUGAAUCCAAGUGUUAAUC
Molecule: messenger RNA, 2904 nt
Organism: Rubroshorea leprosula
Lineage: Eukaryota; Viridiplantae; Streptophyta; Magnoliopsida; Malvales; Dipterocarpaceae
Source: the annotation of a GenBank genome assembly